Messenger RNA from Vicia villosa (hairy vetch), 1448 nucleotides. RefSeq names its product CRIB domain-containing protein RIC1. The record is from RefSeq and is a predicted model, not a curated record. The transcript has 5 exons. Lineage: Eukaryota; Viridiplantae; Streptophyta; Magnoliopsida; Fabales; Fabaceae. Bases 390 to 1019 code for a protein of 209 amino acids.
CAAAAACCACUUCUCUUCAAUUUUUCACUUUUGAGAUUUUUUGAUUCCACCCUCAAGUCUCCUUCUUCUUGGUUGGUUUCUUCCUCCCACAACAUCAAAAAUUAAAAAAACCAACCAACCAAGAAGCAUGUUCAUCUCUUUUUUUGCAUGACUUCUCUCUCUCAUUCACCCUUUUUUAUUUAUGUUUUAUUCACUCUCCUUCAUGCAUGGUCUUAAGGUUUUUUGUUUCAACAUUAGUUGGAGCUAGGCCUAUUAAGCCAUGUUGUGAUUAAUUUUAAAUUUUUUUAUAUUUCUUCCCCAAGAUAUACAUCAAGGAAGAUAAUUUUAGUUGGUUUCAUUGAAGAUUGAAGCAUCAAAAUUCAACACCUAGGGUUUUUGGUGCAAAUAUAAUGUCGACUAAGGUGAAAGGCCUUCUUAAAGGACUUAGAUACAUUUCUCAAAUAUUUGAUGAGAAAGAAGAUGAAAUUCAAAUUGGGUUCCCAACAGAUGUAAAGCAUGUGGCACAUAUUGGAUCAGAUGAUCCAUCAGCAAAUGCACCUAGCUGGAUGAAUGAGUAUAAAGGAACAAAUCCAUCAGGAGCAAUAAACGAUACUGAAACGCCAGAAGAAGGCAAUAACAAAUCUUCGAAUUCAAAAGAAAAAUCAUCAAAGAUUCGACAUCUAAUUCCAAAAUCAAGACACCAAUCAAUUGACAGUGAAGCCAACUCAACAACAAAGAAACAAACACGUCGCCAUCUCCGAUCAUCAGAUCCGUCUGCAGAAACCUCAGCACACGAUUCAUCAGGUGGUUCUCGACAUAGACGACACCGUCGUGGCUCAAAUCACGACCCUGAUUCACAGUCAAUUGAUGUUCCACCGACAGGCACCAAAACUCAUAGGAGGAAAACCAAGAAUUCAGAAGAUGGUUCAGUGCGAAAGCCUUCUUCAAGAAGAUCAUCUAAAGGGGAUUCAUUAACCGAUAUCUCUCUUUCAGAUUUUGGAUCUGGGUCUGUAUCAGAAAUUGGAAACGCACCUAAAUAGAAUUUAAGUUUAAAUAAAAUUUAAUUUAAAUUGGGAUGAGUGAGAGAGAAAGUAAGAACAUGCUUGGAUUUAUUUAUUUGAGCUUAUUUAGUGAUAUAAGCACUUAUAACAAGUUUUUGAGAGAAUUUAUGAAAAUAAUUUAUGACAUGUUCAUAAAAUGCUUUCGACUUAUUUUCAUAAACUCUCCAAAAUAGCUUAUGAAAAUAGCUUAUAGAUUACACAAAAAUAAUUUGACUUUAUUUUAUUUUGUGUUACAGAAAUAUCUUAUUCAUAAGUUCUUUCUUUAUUCAAAGAGGGUCUAAAUGUUGUUCUUGUUGUUCUAAUUAAUAACAAAUGUUAGGGAGAGAAGAAUCAGAAGUAAUUGUUUGCUUUUGCAACUUGUAAAUUACAAUUUUUUUCUAAAAUAUUUUAUAUGGGGUGUCAUUUCAA